UUAUCAGUUGAAAGUUACCAACAGGAUCCAUCCAAAGUGUUUGAGAGUAUCCAACCUUGGGAGAGCAGCGAGUGAGAGACAAACAGGGAGGAGAGGGGAUGUGCGCAAAACGCCCUCUCCCUCUUCACACAUGCUGGUGACAGAGAGGUAGACGGGGUGUUUAUCAUGAGCUGCCCGUGAGAUUCAAGAGCAGCAGCAAGCAGCAUCAGAUGUAGUUACUUAAUGGAGGUUUCAUGUUUUUUUUUUUUGCCCCCACCCCUGUUUGGAUCGCAGUUUAUCUGAGCCGUGACGGGAAGUAAAGACAUUACAAAGAGGAGGGGACGCACAUCGACAGUCCAGCGCGCACAAAGUCCACAACGGCAACGACUUGACUGAAAUAUGGGGUGUAGGCUUCCCAAGUUGCGGAAGGCAGAAGAGAGGCGAAGCCCCGGCAAUAUCUACUCCACGCUUCGGCGGCCUCAGGUGGAAACUAAAGUGGGCGUGACCUACACCUACCACUUCCUGGAUUUCCUGUUGGGGAAAGAAGAGGUGCCAGUGUCAUCGGUGCUUUGUCUCUCCUCGGUCAGAGAGCUACCGGUUCAGGUCAGGGAACUCUACGCGCAGGGUUUCGUCCUGGUCGCCGUCCAUCCGUUUGUCCAUCCCUGUGGCCCUCGUCACGCACACAUCCAACGCCAGCUCCACCGGGCAGUGUUGGUCCGUGAAACACCAAGUUCAGAGAAAAGCCAACUGAGGUGGGGAAGACAUCGUCUGGAGACAGAUGUGUGUGUGGCAGGUCACCAGUCUGCUGACCCAGAAGUGAUCCAGAGCUACGUCAAGAGGAUCCAAGAUGUAGCAGAGCAAGGGGUGAUGUUUGUGGGCUUUCUCCAGCAGCCGGGCGGAGGUCCCUGCUUCUUGGGUCACUGGGACCCUGAAGAGCUGUCCUCCUUACAUUCAAGCCCUUCACCCAUACACCGACAUCCCUUCAGCGCCAACACCAGCCCAACAGAUCCUACAGAACCACAUAAUAAUGACACAGAACACGACCAUCACCAACCCGAACAUGAAGAGUUAGAUCAUGAAGACGCAGAACACCAGAAGCCUUUGAUGCCAAGAGAGCCGGAUUUCAGUCCUCUGAAACCCAUUCAGAGUUUAGAGCUUAACCAAGAGGAGUCCAGUGAGAAAAUCCAGACCUUGGAGAUCAGCCUCAAAGAGUCACUAGAAUCAACAAACCAACCUCAAGAUUACAGUAAACCCAGUGUAGACUCAGUUCAGUGGUGUCCAAAGCAAAACCUAGCAGAAGCCCAAGGGAACCAGCUAUGUCCCAGCACUCCAGAAGCUGCAGGUAUAAUGAGACAGCAGAAGGGCCAACUACCAGACCUCAAAGAAUCCACAGAGAAACAUUAUAACCUUUCCAACCAGAGGGAAAGACAAAGUUCAAGCUCCGACAGCUGGCUCAGCUCUCCAGAACUGGAUCGAAACCAUGAAAGAAAGUCCAGCUCCACCCGUACAGAUGGGCACAGCAGGGUGACGACGCACAACAACAACCACAUCCGCCUCAAGAGUUCAGAGAAAGAUAGGAAUCCAACUUUGCCACCAGUGCAGGCUAGGAUGCAGCUCUUUGCCUUGUACAACCACACAGGAGAGCUGAACACUUCUCCAAGGUUUUACUCACUCAGGGUGCCACUGCGAGUACAAAAGGAAGCAGGGCUAGUCACGGAAGUUAACACACACUGGCUUGACCAUAUGACUCAGCAUUUCACUAGCGGCGCACACCUCAUCGACGGGUUUUUCCAACUUGAAGAUGAUAACGACAAUGGGGUUUCAUGUGUGGACAGCGUCUUCAUCUUCCAGGGCUCUGCAGAGGAGACCGCAAACACCUCCUACGACGCCAUCGUGGUUGAGCAGUGGACUGUUGUCGACGGUGUCGUAGUGAAGGCAGACUACAUCCCCUUGCUCCAGUCACUGGCUCCAUAUGGAUGGAGGCUCAUGUGUGUGUUACCUACACCGAUUGUCAAGACCAACAGUGACGGGAGUUUGUCGACCAAGCAGAUCCUCUUCCUUCAGAGACCGGUUUUGCAGCGCAAGAGAAAAGACUUCAAGAUGCUAAACCUCAGGGGUCGCACCAAGACAAAGAAGAAAUCUACUGGAGAAACACAAGAGGAGAGAGAGAACACGUACCCGCUGAUGGAGACAGAGAUGGACAGGUUAAGAAGAAACACAAGAGAGGGGGAAGACGAGGCAGAGAGGAGAAGGAGUGGGGACAGCGGAAGGAGCGAAGGAGCGAGCCUUCAGAGAGGCGGAGAGGAGAGCGAAGAGGACGCGCAGCAUCAAAAGGGCUUCUCGCUUCUAUCAGGGAGCAGGGCGUCUGUUGAAGAGCAGGAAGAGGAAACCAACGUUGAUGACAUCCCAUUGUCCAAGCAGGAGAUGGCGGCGAGAUGGACAGAUGUGUGUCAGAGAGACGACGGGGGAGGGGUCAAGGAGGAGGUGAAGAUGGAAGAGCGGAUCAGACAGCAGCUGUUUUCUGGAGUCUGUUGACAUAUUGGGCACAAAGCAGGCAAGAGGGAGAUGAGACCUGUUUAGUCUGUCAAAAAAAAACAAAAGGCCUUUUUAAAAGAACGUUUUGUUGAUCUGGAGUCCUCUGUGGAAAACCCAGAUGUAGUCAGUAAUGCUGUUACUAGUCAUCACGUACUGUUACUUUCGCUUCAGUCUGCUCGGUUUAGGGCGUCGACACUCUUGAAAUUUGGAGGUUGUAGCUCCCAUAAAUGGGAAAGUGUUGUGCAGUUCUCUGCUUUGGAUCAGUGUUGCUAUUUGAUGUAUGUGAAAUAAAAGUGUACACAGCUAUAGAGCACAACCUAGAGCAGUCCAAACCUUAAGUAUUAUUUUCAUGUUGUAUUUUACUACUUUGUCAUAGGACUGUUAAAAAGGGAGUAAUGAUUCCACUGGCCUCGCUGUAUUUUUCUAUGUAAAGUAUAUAAUUUAAGAUAGAAACACAAAAGGAGAACACAGUAUGUAGUGCACUGCAUUAGAGCCUUACAGACACAUCUGCAUUGGCUAAUUUUCGCUCAUUACAGUUAUGUAUGUUGUUAUUGGCGUGAAUGUCAGACAAUAUUUAACUUUAAAUUUAAGAAAUUGCACAAAAAAAGAUUGGAAGUAAUUUAGAAACGUUGUCUUCAUUAAGUACUCUAGUUUCUUUAGAAGAGGUUAUUUUAAAAUUAUAAUAUAAGUCACUCAAUACUUACAGUAUCUUAAACAACCAAAUUUAAGAGGUGAUGGAAAAAAAUAAAACAACUGUUGAUAGGUUUUAAAUUCUCUCUUGGUAUUGGCCAAGCUCUACAUAGAGAUAUUAAAUGGAUUUAAUUGGGCCUUGACAUUAAAGGGUCAGUUCAUGUUAAUUACAAAAAUAUAUUCUGUCACUUAGCUCUAGUAGAAUCUAACCAAAAUCAGUCAAAAGUUUUCUUCAGUGGGAAAACAGUUCCCUUGGAAAUUGAUAACAUCGAAGUCUGUCUAUUAUCAGGAGUAAUCAGGACGUCGCUUCCAGAAAGAAGUGUUACCUUUUUUAAAAAUGCAAGUUUGAUCUGACUGAAUUAAACCAACUUUGUCUGCUUGGUUAGAUGAUACAAGAGGCAAGUGAGUAAAAAAAAGUGUUUGUUUUUUUGUAAUUUUGCAGAACUGACUGUUCCUCUUCAGAAAAAAUAUGUAAAUUAGAAAUCAACUAUUUAUGACUUAUUUCCUGGACCACC
Messenger RNA from Larimichthys crocea (large yellow croaker), 3719 nucleotides. RefSeq names its product raftlin, lipid raft linker 1a (gene rftn1a). NCBI's taxonomy places the organism in Eukaryota, Metazoa, Chordata, Actinopteri, Sciaenidae. Bases 379 to 2514 code for a protein of 711 amino acids. The transcript is spliced from 10 exons. The record is from RefSeq and is a predicted model, not a curated record.